Molecule: messenger RNA, 2238 nt
Organism: Dendronephthya gigantea
Lineage: Eukaryota; Metazoa; Cnidaria; Anthozoa; Malacalcyonacea; Nephtheidae
Product: ATP-dependent RNA helicase dbp2-like
Exons: 12
Coding region: 36-2090 (684 amino acids)
Cellular component (GO): nucleus; cytoplasm; ribonucleoprotein complex
Molecular function (GO): RNA binding; ATP binding; RNA helicase activity
Source: RefSeq, a predicted model, not a curated record
GUCUUUCUCUCGCGGAAAGACUGGUCUGCUUGUCGAUGACUUGCCGAUUACUGAGCUUUUCUGCCUUAAAAAAGACAGUUUUUAAUCCAACAACGUCCUUCACGCAGCUAGCAAGAAGUAUGAGUCGUUUUGGAAGAGACAGAGGUUACGAUUCGUCGGCCCGGUCGGAUAGGAAAGGGUUUGGUGGAGGUGGUCGUAGUGGAGGUAGCAGUUAUGGUGGGGGUAGUAGAAGUGGUGGUGGUGGUUAUGGUAGCGGAAGUGGUGGUUAUGGCAGCGGUGGUGGAAGUUAUGGAGGCUAUGGUGGAGGUGGUGGUUAUGGUGGGAAAAAAGACAAGUUCAGCCAACCUGGUGCUAAUCUAAGGAAACCAAAAUGGGACCUAAAUAACAUGCCAAAAUUUGAAAAGAAUUUCUAUAAAGAACAUCCCAAUGUGCAAAAUUUGAGCCAAGCUGAGGUUGAAGAGUAUCGGAAGUCAAAAGAAAUGACGCUUUCUGGCAGGGGGGUGCCAAGACCUGUUAAGAACUUCAGUGAAAUGUUAUUCCCAGAUUACAUAACUGGUGAACUGACAAGAAUGGGUUUUGUUGAGCCAACUCCCAUACAAGCACAAGGCUGGCCAAUGGCUAUGUCUGGACGAGAUGUUGUAGGCAUUGCUCAAACUGGUUCGGGAAAAACCAUCUCGUUCAUUAUACCAGGGAUCAUUCAUAUCAAUCACCAACCUUUACUGCAACAUGGCGAUGGUCCUAUAGUUCUCGUUCUUUGUCCAACAAGAGAAUUAGCCCAACAAGUGCAGGGAGUCGCCCAGCAAUUUGGCAGAACAUGCAAAGUCCGUACAUCUUGCAUCUACGGCGGCGCUCCAAAAGGACCUCAAAUAAGAGAGUUAGAGAGAGGAAGUGAAAUCGUCGUUGCAACACCUGGACGUCUCAUAGACAUGCUUGAAGCACGUAAGACAAACCUCCGACGGUGCACAUACCUUGUUCUUGAUGAAGCAGACCGAAUGUUGGACAUGGGCUUUGAGCCUCAAAUUAGAACCAUCAUAGAACAGAUUCGACCAGAUCGCCAAGUACUGAUGUGGAGCGCAACAUGGCCGAAGGAAGUACAAAGUUUAGCGAGGGAUUUUCUCAACGACUACAUCCAGGUCAACAUUGGAUCCUUGCAACUUCAUGCGAACCAUAAUAUCCUACAAAUUGUUGAUGUCUGUCAAGAAUUUGAAAAGGCUGGAAAGCUUGCAAAACUUUUAGAGGAGAUUAUGGGAGAGAAGGAAAAUAAGACAUUAAUAUUUACCGAAACAAAGCGAAAGGCAGAUGAUCUUACCAGAAGUCUUCGUCGCGAAGGAUGGCCUUGUAUGUGCAUUCAUGGUGACAAAUCACAACCUGAACGAGACUGGGUGUUAAAUGAAUUUCGUUCUGGUAAUGCACCAAUUCUAAUAGCGACAGAUGUUGCCUCCCGUGGUCUAGAUGUGAGCGAUAUCAAGUUUGUCAUCAACGUCGAUUAUCCUUCGUCAAGCGAGGACUACAUCCAUCGUAUUGGUAGGACAGCUCGUUCGGAUAGACACGGAACCGCGUACACUUUCUUCACCCAAGCAAACGCUAAACAGGCGAAGGAUCUUGUGAAUGUGUUGCAAGAAGCAAACCAACAAGUCAGCAGCAAACUGAUGGAACUCGUACACAUGGCUGGAAGUUUUGGUGGACGAUCGCGAAGUCGAUACAGAAAUGCAGACAAGUCUUCAGGUGGUGGAGGCUACAAAGGUUCUUCUGGAGGGGGUGGGUAUAAGAGUGGUGGUUACAAUAAGAGUGGCGGUGGGGGAGGUGGUAGUUAUAAAAGUGGUGGUCAAAAUGGUUAUGGUGGCAGCAGUCAGAAGUCCUACUCCUCUGGCGGAAGUGGUGGUGGAUACCAACAGCAAACCACCCAACAACAGAACAACUACCAGCAGCAACAGAAUACCUACCAGCAGCAAGGUUACCAAGGCUAUGCCAACUACCAGCAACAACCACAGACGACAUCCACUACUGGUGGUUACCAGCAACAGAGCACCGGUUACCAACAACAGAACUAUCAACAACCAGGUUUUACUUCGGGAUAUCCAACCCAAUAAGAAAUCGUCCCUCACAACCACCUCGAUUCAUUUUAAGCAGUUAUUUUUGAGUUCCGACCAACAUCUGUUUUAGUUUAUAAAUAUGCAUAAUGUAGAUUGGAGAUGAUUUCCAAAAAGCACCUCGUCUGAAUGUUUUUAUGCAAAAAAA